UGCGGAGCUGAGUGCACUGCGGCAGGGAAACGCCGGUGAGUCUCCUGAAAGCCUCUUCCCCUUCCGCGGGUAGGUGCUGCACCAGCUGGCCCCUGGGGCCCUGGGGGUGAACCUGGUGGUGGAGGAGAGAAAAACCAGAGCGAGGCUUGUGCUGAAGCAGGUGGAAUGCCUGGACGAUCACCACGCCAACGAGGCCCUGGAGGAGCUGAUGCCGCUGCUGAAGCUUCGGCACGCCCACAUCUCCAUGUACCGGGAGAUGUUCAUCGCAUGGAACAGCCAGACCUCCCAGCUGCUGCUCUGCCUGGUGAUGGACUACAGCCGGGGCACCUUCCAGGAGGUCAUCCAGAAGAAGAGGGAGGCGAAGGAGGUCAUCGACUGGGAGUGGAUGCACAACGUGCUGGGCCAGGUGCUGGACGCCCUGGAGUUCCUGCACCGGCUGGACAUCGUCCACAGGAACCUCAAGCCCUCCAACGUGGCCCUGGUCAGCCGCAACCACUGCAAGCUGCAGGACCUGAGCGCCGCCGCGCUGAUGACCCACAAGGCCAAGUGGACCAUCCGAGCGGAGGAAGACCCCUCCCACAAGUCCUGGAUGGCGCCCGAGGCCCUGGACUUCUGCUUCACCCAGAAGUCCGACAUCUGGUCCCUGGGCUGCAUCGUUCUCGACAUGGUCACCUGCUCCUUCCUGGGGGCCACGGAGGCCAUGCUGCUGCGCAAGUCCCUGCGGAGCCAGCCGGACGGCCUGCAGGGCGUCCUGAGGACGGCGCGGGAGAGGCGGAUCACCCACGCCUUCUGCUCCCUUUUGCCCGAGAUGCUGCACAUCGACCCCUCGGAGCGGAUAACGGUCAGCGAGGUCAUUCGCCGGGCCCUGGAGAGCAGCAACUUCAGGGCCCCGAGGGGCGCCCUGGCGCCGUACCAGCGGGCCGUGCCUGAGUUCAUCUCGCGCAUCCUGCUGGAAGGCCACUUGGACAGCAUCUUAGAGGUCAUGCGCAACUUCCCCCGGCGGCCCGAGGUGCAGCUCGAGGUCAUGAACAGGCUCAUGACGAUGCCCAACGACCAGCUAGGUCUGCCAUGGCCGCCGGAGCAGGUGGAGCAGCUGGUGGCCGUCCUGAGGCGGCACCAGAGCGUCCUGGACGUCCAGCUGUGCGGCGGCGCCCUGCUGCUGCGCGUCCUGGGCCGAGCGCUGGCCCAGGACCCGGCCGAAGAGACCCCGAGGGACAGCGAGAUCGCCGCCUUCCUGCUGAGCACCGUGCGGAGCCACCCGGACUCGCGGCAGCUCCAGGUCAUCGCCUACAGCCUCCUCACCGUCAUCUGCGGCCAGGGGCACGCCACGGAGGAGCUGCAGAAGGCCGGGCUGCUGAGGCACGUGGUGGAGCACCUGGGCGCCUGGGCCGACCACAGGGACAUCUGCCUGGCCAGCCUGCGCCUGCUCUGGACCCUGCUGGUGGAUGCUGACACCUCGAGCAAGGACCUGCUGAAGAAAGCCCCGGACUCCAUCACCAAGUUGCUGGCCGCCUACCCCACGGACGCGGACAUAGCCGAGGCCGGCUGCGCCAUCCUCUGGCUGCUGUCCAUGCUGGGCUGCAUCGAGGAGCACCUGUUCGAGGAGGUGGCGUCCCUGCUGCUGCAGAGCAUCCGGCUGCGCCAGGACGGGGCCCUGCUGGUGAACAACGCCUACCGGGCACUGGCCGGCCUCGCCCAGGUGUCCGAGCUGGCGGCGCUGCGGGUGGUGGUGCCGGAGGCGCAGGGCAGCGGCCUGGCCCUGGUCCGGGAGACCUACGCGCGGCACAGGGACGACCCGGAGGUGGUGGAGAACGUGUGCCGGCUGCUGGUGCAGCUCGCCUCCUACCGGGACAUCCUGUGUGAGCUGGAGUCCAGCGGCAUCAGGGCCCUGGCCCAGGAGAUCAAGGAGCGCUUCCCCUCCAGCCUGGAGCUGGUCUCAUACGCAGAAAGCCUGCUCCUGAGACUGGGCGAGGCUGGGCUGCCCUGCUCUGCUGGGGGGCCGGAGGCUCUGGCCUGAGGACCCAGACACCCCACCAGCACCGGAGCCUCCUCCCUGCCUCCUGAAGUCGUGCACCUGAAGGGCGUUCUCCCUAGGGCGGGGCGGGCAGCCUCGGCCCUGGCCCUGAUGGGGGGGGGGGGGCACACUGGACGCGCAGGCCUCCCGACCACCCUGAACAGGGAAC
Phyllostomus discolor (pale spear-nosed bat) is the source of this 2183-nucleotide messenger RNA. RefSeq names its product serine/threonine kinase like domain containing 1 (gene STKLD1). Gene Ontology annotation, biological process: protein phosphorylation. The record is from RefSeq and is a predicted model, not a curated record. The transcript has 18 exons. Lineage: Eukaryota; Metazoa; Chordata; Mammalia; Chiroptera; Phyllostomidae. Bases 209 to 2017 code for a protein of 602 amino acids. Gene Ontology annotation, molecular function: ATP binding; protein serine/threonine kinase activity.